CCUCCAUAUCCACCGUUUCCUCCACGAUGACAUCUGUGACCAUGAACAACGUUGAAAGAGAAGAUCAAAGCGAUGAAGACGAAAAGAGAAUAGAAGUUCAUGGCUUGAAAAGUCAAGAUGAUUCUGAAUUUACAGUAGAAUCUCUGAGAUUUUAUAGAAAGUUUUCGAUGUAUUAAUGUUGGUUCCGAUGAACAUUUUAUGAGCAACUCGUGGUUCAAAAUGUUCGCGUAUUCCUGUUUCAAUGUUCCUAGUACCGAAAACUGUUUCGGUGAACAACAUGGUAUUUUAUCGAAACUUUUAAUGCAAAAAUGCACACCUGCCUUGAGUUUUCUUUCCGAUUCGAUGUUAUAUUUGAUCGUUCAAUUUUUUGAAUAUGAGGCGAAUUUUUUGGCUCACCUGACUUUUUAAAUUUUCAAUGCAUCGGUUGCCAUACGAAACGUCUUUAAUUAAAUCCCAGAAGACCCCUUUCAUAUGACCGAGAUGGCUCAUUAUGUUGUUUUUUGUUCUCAAUGACAUUCCGGGUCUCUUAUAAACCAUCAGUUGUCGCUGGCUACGUAGCAUUUAUGAUACAAAACUCAUCGAUGAGCAUCCCAGAUGUUCACAAAUAUUUCUUGAUCAAAGAACUUUGAUCAGAGAACUUUGAGAAGAUGGCGCAAAAAGUACAUGUAAGCUUGAUUUUUCAGAGAACUUUGAGAAUCAGAGAACUUUGAGAAGAUGGCGCAAAAAGUACAUCCCCGGAGAAUCUUCAAAGUUAACAAAUUUAAAGAAAUUUGAGCAGCAAGAAUCGGUAGCUGUAGCCCAAUGUAAUGAGAUUAUCAGUCGUCUAGAGUCCAUUGUCAGCAUACUACCUGGACUACCAAUCGCAACAUUUUUAAAUCAACCAGCAUUCGUCGUUUGCUGUAACCUCAUCCAACUG
This is a messenger RNA of Caenorhabditis elegans, 916 nucleotides long. Lineage: Eukaryota; Metazoa; Nematoda; Chromadorea; Rhabditida; Rhabditidae. The record is from the annotation of a RefSeq genome assembly.